GAGGAAGAAAUUGUGAGAGAGAUGAGACAAAGAAAGACGAUAGUGAGAGAGAAGAGGAGCAAAGAAGAGAGACGAAGAGAGAGUAUAACCAUAAAAACAAAGAAUAAGCAAGAGAAUGGAGAGGGAAAGAGAGGAAGGGAGGGAGUGAGUGAUAGAGAGAGGAGGGAGAGCAAAAUAUAA
This is a messenger RNA of Phalaenopsis equestris, 180 nucleotides long. RefSeq lists its product as uncharacterized. Lineage: Eukaryota; Viridiplantae; Streptophyta; Magnoliopsida; Asparagales; Orchidaceae. The transcript is spliced from 2 exons. The record is from RefSeq and is a predicted model, not a curated record. The annotation marks the transcript as partial.